Molecule: messenger RNA, 4188 nt
Organism: Zingiber officinale
Lineage: Eukaryota; Viridiplantae; Streptophyta; Magnoliopsida; Zingiberales; Zingiberaceae
Product: rab3 GTPase-activating protein catalytic subunit-like
Exons: 21
Coding region: 1272-3740 (822 amino acids)
Biological process (GO): positive regulation of GTPase activity
Molecular function (GO): GTPase activator activity
Source: RefSeq, a predicted model, not a curated record
CUUGUGGGUUUCGAUGAUUUUACGCUCGCAUCUUCGUGGGAAAGGUUUAUAUCUGAAAUAGAAGCCAUUUGCCGUGCAUGGAUGCUUGAUGGCCAUAAGAAUUUGGUGGAUAAAGGUGCAGAACAAUUAGGUUCAUGGGGAAAUUUGUUCAAGGUCAAAUCUGAGAUAAAGUAUAGUACAAAAUUUUUCCGCAUUGAGCAUUACUUUGGUGUCUCUAAUAAUGGCAAAGCUGCAGAUUGGGAUGAUAAUUUGCAUGAUUUGCAGUUGUCUUUUGGUGUGUCUGAUUUUCUGAAUUUACUACUUCCAAGUUCCUACUCGCCAUAGGGCAAGAUGAGGAGAGCUUUUGUCAUAUGCUGGGAAGAUUCUUGUACUUUUGGCAAUUAUAUGUCUUCACUUGAAACAUUUUAUUUCCUUCUAUAUCUCCUAGAAUAUUUCUUGGAACAUCUCUGUUAAUCGUAGGAAUUCUUGUAUAUAGAGAAUAUCCCUUAUUUCUCUACCUUUGUUCUCCUUGUAUUGCUCUCUAUUCCUUUAUUAUGGUAUCAUUUCCUUAUGUAUUCAUUUGCUUAGUUUGUGGGCACUUGACCAUAUAAUAUUGAAUCUCCAUUCAUGUGCUAAGAAGCAACAAUGCUAAAGGGUAUUUCUCUAGUAUCAUUCAAAUUUUCCUCUCUAGUUAAAGUAUUAUCCAUCAAUCAUCUUACUUAGUUGAUAUCAUGUUAAUAAUGGGGUAAGCAUCAAAUUGUUCACUCGUAGACUAAUACUAUUUACACUUGCAUCCUCAUAUAUUUACAUAUUCACAAAUUGGUUCUUGACAUUUAUAUUUUAGCAUUUUCAACUUCAAUUGAUAUCUUGUAUCUCUUUGUUUUGGCAAAUUUGAGAUAAUUGAAGAUAUUAUACAUUCUUCAUCCCAUAGAAUGCCUAUAUAUACAACAUGGCUUUCAGUAAAUUUUAGCGUUAACUCAAUAACAAAAUUUGAAUUGUCUUAAAAAUAUUCUCAGGCAUACCAAUAGAGUGUUUGAAAGUAGGACUAUGUGAGAGGAUCCACAUCAUGUAAAGGAUGAAUUGUUAUAUAUGCCAAUCUCCAAUUUGGGGAUUCAAAAAAAAUCUUCCUUUCUUUUACCCAUUGCACUCCUAGUUCCUCAUGAAUCUACUACUGAAGGUUGACAAAAUUAUUCUUAUUAUUGUUUUAGAAGAAGUCACAUCUGAUGUUGUUGUGCUCAGUGUCAAUAUAACUAGUUAACAACUGUAAUUUUUUUGUUUGUAACUGUUAAUGUAUGUUUUACUUUCACAACCAGGUUGUUGCGCCUGUAAGUGCUAGUGGGGUAGUUCUUGAUGUACCUGAAUCUACAAAAUUAUUAAGUUCUGUUGCCGUUGCGUUGACAAAUUGUGGCAGCAAUUGGCCUGCAUUUGUUCCGGUGCAUGAUCCUUCUCGAAAAGCAUAUGUUGGAAUCCAAAAUCUAGGCCUUAUAUUCACCAGAAGGUUUGAUUCUGAUAGGAUUGGCAGUCAGGUCCCAAUAAGGCUCAUGCAUUUGGAGGGCCUUUAUGAGUUAUUUGUCUCAAAAUUUGCCUUAUAUCCUGUGGAUUUUUCGGCAAGAUUUUUCAAUGUUCAGUUUGCAAUGAAGCUCACAUAUAGAACUCCUCCAUUUGAGUCUGAUGAUGAGUUUGAUAGUAUUGAUCCUGAAGAUAAAGAAUCAGCUGGAGAUACUGAUAUUCUGAAACACAUUAAAACCCAAUGGGAUGAUGACUGUCCUUGGACAGAAUGGUAUUCCGCAGAGGAUCCAGUAACAGCUUUUGAGCUGGUCGCAAUUUGGUCAAGUAGGACAUUUGAGACUUCUCCUGAGAUGGCAGAACUAGAAAAUGCAUCCUCAUUUGAUGCAGAAAAGUGGCUUCUAUAUCCUGUCAUUUCCCCGAACAUGAUACAUGAUUCUCCAGGAAAGUUUGUUGGAUUUGCAUCGCAAUUACAUCUUCUAGUAAGUGCAUUAGAGAAAUCAUACGAGGCGCAAUUUUUGGAAGACUUUGUUUCAGUCGAAAAUCCAGCAUCUGGUAGUUCAAAGUCUUCAACUAUACCUCCCCCAACAGUUGUUGAUCGUGUUUUGAAAGAAAUUUUUCAUGAUGAUGGAAGCUUGCCUUUGGAAUGUGAAAAUAAACACUGCCGUGCAAUCAAAGGCGCACCUCUAGAGUCCUUGUUUACUCAGUUUUGCCUACAUUCACUUUGGUUCGGUGGUUGUAAUAUACGUGCUGUAGCAUCCCUCUGGAUUGAAUUUGUUCGUGAAGUUUGCUGGUGCUGGGAUGAGGCACAACCUUUGCCAAAUAUGCCCAAGGGUUCCACCAUUGACUUGUCUACUUGUCUUAUACAUCAGAAAUUGCAAAUGCUUGCAAUAUGCAUUGAGAAGAAGAACCCAAGCCAUGACUUCGAGAGCACUGAAAAUGUGAACCAUACUAAUGAUGAAAAGGUAAAUGUUCCAUCUUAUCCAUCUGAAUCUGUGAAAGAAGAAAAUGAUAGUAAUUUGAGAAUUUUUCUGCAUCAAGAUUCAGAAGUAUCUUCCUCAAGUUCUUCUGAAAAGCUUACUAGCACAGAAGAAUAUCCUAAUAAACAAACAACAAAUCAACUACACAAAGGAUCAGCUGGUAUUGUUGGUUCAAUGAUGCUGUUGCGCUCUUGCCAAAAGAUGCAUGCUCCAUACACACAGGAUGCACCAAUUAUGACAGAAGAUAUGCAUGAAGAAAGGCUCCAUGCUGUUGAAGCUUUAGGUGAUGCUUUUAGGUUCUCUGCUCAAUUGGAAAGAGAUAUCCUCUCAUCUGAUAUGUCAGCAUUCAAGGCUGCAAACCCAGAUGCAGUGUUUGAAGAUUUUAUCCGGUGGCAUUCACCUGGUGAUUGGGAGGUUAAUGAAAUGGAAGCACGCACAGGUGAACUAAAUCACUGGCCUCCACAAGGGAAGCUUUCACAACGUAUGGCUGAACAUGGGAAUUUAUGGCGGCAGAUUUGGAAUACUUCCCUACCUUUACCUGUUUCUGAGCAGAAGCCACUUCUUGAUCCUAUUCGAGAAGGAGAAAAGAUACUCCAUUACCUCGAAACUUUGAGACCACAUCAGCUGCUUGAGCAAAUGGUUUGCGCAGCCUUUAGAGCAUCAACUGGCAUUCUGAACCAGACUUUAUAUGGUGAUUUCAAACAUAUGAAAACAGAAGUUGAUCAAAUUUAUCUUACAAUAGCAUCAAUUUUGAAAUAUUUUCAAGCAAAUCAUCUUCUUGAGAAGGAUGAAUUGAUUGGCAACUUGAGACAGCUUUGUCUUGUAUUUGAGCACAUGGAGAAGCUGUUAAUCCUUGCAGCUUCAGUCCAUCGUAAGUUGCUAGAUGCUCCACGACUUUCGGAAGCAGUGUUCAAUGACUAUUUUGCAUUUUACCAACCUAAAAUGGGUAAAAGUUUAGAGAGCAUAUGCUAUGAUCAGGAAUUCAAAACCAAGCAGUUGAUAAUGAUGGAUGAAAGAGAUGCUGUAGCAAGUUUGUUUCCUCCCGCCACUGCCACUCAAUCAUGGAGAAAAGUAUUGAGCAUGGGGAAUCUUCUAAAUGGGCACGAACCUAUCUUAAGAGAAAUAAUUUUCUCCAUUAACGAUCGCAUACAAGACAGUCAGUAUGCUACUGGUGUUCCUACAUCCAACAUGGAAGAAAUCCAGACGCAUCGCAUGUACAUAUGUGGGACAUCCAAUGAUCUCCGGGUUGCAUUAUCCGUGACAUCGUGGGAUUAGUUGCUGUCAUCUGAAAAGGCUGUCGCAUUUGCUAUUCUCAAAUCUGCAGGCCCUCAGGUCUCCAUGGACCAAUAAUUGCCAGAUUGAAUGAGCCUGGAGCAUCUGAUAGUAGUAUGGUCUGUCUCUACUGCAUUUUUCACUAAGUUUUCUGGUCAUUUUGUUCGACAAGUUGGAGAUUUUAAAAGAAUUACAAGAAAGUGAUUAUAUCAAAGGCUCAAAUCGAAGAAGUAUCUUUUGGUGAUGGUUGAUUAGCUGACAAAGCGAGUUUCGUGUCUCUCAACUACUAACACUGUUCUUCUCAAGUGCCAUUAUAUGCCUAACAUCUUCGUCCCAUGGCGCUGAUCAACUUUGAUAUUACAGUGAUUGGUUAUUAGUAAUAAACUUCUAUUUUUUAUGCUAUUUUGUAGAAACCGUCAACUUUUGAUAAAUUCGUAUCCAUUUGCAUCAA